This is a messenger RNA of Hirundo rustica (Barn swallow), 947 nucleotides long. It is a transcript of the gene MED9, whose product is annotated as mediator complex subunit 9. Gene Ontology annotation, molecular function: transcription coregulator activity. Gene Ontology annotation, biological process: regulation of transcription by RNA polymerase II. The record is from RefSeq and is a predicted model, not a curated record. Gene Ontology annotation, cellular component: mediator complex. The transcript has 2 exons. Bases 13 to 366 code for a protein of 117 amino acids. Lineage: Eukaryota; Metazoa; Chordata; Aves; Passeriformes; Hirundinidae.
GCCGGGCCCGCCAUGGCGUCCGGGCCCGCGGGCCGCGCCGCGGAGGAGCCGCCGCCGCCGGAGCCGCCCGCCGAGCAGAAGCCGCCGCCGCUGCCGCCCGCGCAGGAGGAAUUCUCCUUCCUGCCGCUCGUCCACGACAUCAUCAAAUGCAUGGACAAGGACAGCCAGGAUGUUCACCAGGUACUGAAUGAGCUCAAGAACAAGUUCCAGGAGAUGAGGAAGCUGAUCAGCUCCAUGCCUGGCAUCGGGGUGAGCCCAGAGCAGCAGCAGCAGCAGCUGCAGAACCUGCGGGAGCAGGUCCGGACCAAAAACGAACUGCUGCAGAAGUACAAGAGCCUUUGCAUGUUUGAAAUCCCCAAGGAGUAGGAAAGACACAGCUGCACUCUCCGGGUCUGAGUUGCCUCCUGUCCAGGCUGAGCAGGGUGGCAGAAGCUGACGUUUUCUUCUUUCGGUUUUGUGGUGACAGAGCUGUGGCGCUGUGCCUGUGUGGACCGUGAGUGUGUGACAGGUGUGUGGCACAGGACACCGUGUGCUCCCCUGGGACAAUGACAGUGGCAGGUUCCCUUGAUCACCUGCAGGACUGUGCACUUACAUAUCCCAUCUCCUGUUUUCUCUCUGGGUGGGGUUCUUCUUUUUUGUAUUCAAACAAGCAGGAGACAUUCUGCUUUCUCCUCACUAAGGGUCAAAGUACCUGCUGGUGAAAAAGGGGGCAUUUCUGCUUUUUUUUUUUUUUUUUAAUAAACUUAAAAAUGGCCAAACAUCAAAAGGGAACAUGAGAGGGAAGCAUGAGCUGUUUGGCCCUGCUCCUGGAAAGAGUCUCUGGUACACUUUCCAUUCCCUGUGUGUUGGAAGAGGAAUGAUUGCUUUCAAUUACUUCUGUAUUUCUCUUUUUAAACAAUUGGUGGUUGUUUCUGAGAUGAGUCAAAUAAAGAUCUAUAAAUUCCAAA